AUGGCUUCCCUACUGGGCUUUGCCACAACACCGACGCGUGCCAAUUUGCUUGAGAAUAUUGAAGCCGCUGGUUUGCUAACCAAGGCCUCGAAUGCAGCCACCGAGAUCUUUCUGCGUCUAGAGCUGCAGGAGUUGCACCCUCUGCAGAUUGUGAAGCAGCUCAAUCCAGCGCGGCAGCAACAAUGCCGCGACUUCGUCGGCAGACGUUGUAUCGUCGGCACAGGCGCGUACUAA
Molecule: messenger RNA, 234 nt
Organism: Peronospora matthiolae
Lineage: Eukaryota; Oomycota; Peronosporomycetes; Peronosporales; Peronosporaceae
Source: the annotation of a GenBank genome assembly